Molecule: messenger RNA, 1161 nt
Organism: Solanum tuberosum (potato)
Lineage: Eukaryota; Viridiplantae; Streptophyta; Magnoliopsida; Solanales; Solanaceae
Product: F-box protein CPR30-like
Exons: 1
Coding region: 16-1161 (381 amino acids)
Molecular function (GO): protein binding
Source: RefSeq, a predicted model, not a curated record
UAUCACAAAGAAUAUAUGAUGGCAGAUGGAAUUAUGAAGAAGUAUCCAGAAGAUGUGAUCAUUCAUAUUCUUUUGAGACUUCCAGUAAAAUUUAUCUUGAGAUUCAAAUGUGUCUCCAAAACAUUUUAUACUCUCAUACAAUCUUCAAAUUUCAUCAAUCUUCAUUUCAAUCGCACAACAAUAUCAACAUACAAUAACAUUCUCCUAAAGCGCUCCUUCAAAGAAGAUAUUCAAAGAUUUAAAGCUAUUUUUUCUUUUAUUUCUACUACGGGUAAUGAUAAUCCAAAGUUUGUUUAUCCAGAUCUGGAUGUUCCUUAUACGAUAAGUGUUAUUAGUGUUGACAAUGACCUACUCAUAGAUUCUAGACAUGGUUUAAUUGCUUUGAUGAACCCAGAAACCACAAUACUAUACAAUGUAUCCACUAGAAAUUAUAUACUACUCCCCCCUAGUCCUUUUGACAUUCCAAAGGGAUUCUAUGAAUCCAUUGAAAGUGGUGGGUUUGGUUUUGAUUCAGUUGUUAAUGAUUUCAAGGUUUUUAGAAUUUCUGAAGUUUUCAAGGAAGAUGGUUACGGGUACAUAGAAGAUGGAAAGAAAAAGGUUGAAGUUUAUGAAGUAGGUAUUGAUAUUUGGAGAGAAUUGGAUCAUGUGAAUAAUCAACAGUUACCCACAUUAUGUUGGUUAAAUUCUUCGGUGUCUUUUAAGGGAGUUUACCACUGGAUAGCAUUCUUUGAAGGCGAAGAUAAAAUCCUUUGCUUAGACAUGACAACCGAAAUUUUCCGCAAUAUGCAAAUACCUGAUAGCGGCAAUUAUUACAAUGGUACACUUCAUAGCCUCCUACUUUUGAAUGAGUCUCUAAGCUUGUUAUGUUACCCUUGUGAAGAGUCCUUGGUUGAUCCAACAACAAGUUUGAUGGAAAUUUGGAUAAUGAAGGAUUACAAUAUUUAUGAGUCUUGGAUUAGAAAAUUCACAAUAAUUGGUCUUCCUACUGAUUCCCCAUUAGCGGUAUGGAAAGAUUAUAUAUUGCUUUUUCAAAGUAAAAGUGGAUAUUUGAUGUCAUUUGAUCUCCACUCCAAUGAAAUCAAGGAAGUGAAUAUACAUGGGUGUAAAAAGAGUAUGAGAGCUAUAAAUUACAAAGAAUGCUUGACUCCAAUUCCAAGAUAA